ACCCAAUUCAGCGACUUGAGCUUGAACUCCUGUGAUACCUUUCUUCCUCCAAGAUGGGACUUGACACCAAUGGCUUCCAGCAUGAGCCCCAAUGCUGACACCCGCAGCCAUGUUAUAUCUACCUACCACGACCAUCCCAGAUUCAUUUGUGCGAGUUGUUCAGCGGUACUGGCGUUGCAGGACGAACUUAUUAGCAAGUCUUUCUCAGGCAGGGAAGGAAGGGGCUUCCUCAUGCACUCAGCAACCAAUGUGAAGCUGGGAAAGAAGGAGGAUCGCCCACUUCUCACAGGUGUCCACACCGUUGCUGACGUCUUCUGCAUGGGGUGCAAUGACCGUGUUGGAUGGUACUAUCAUAAAGCAGCCGAUUUAUCUCAGAAAUAUAAAGAAGGAAAGUACCUUCUUGAGCGCGAGAAAAUUGUGAAGGAGAAUAACUGGAAAUUGGAUGAAUGAUCCGCGACCCAUUGCAGUUCUACCAGAGGUAGAGUUUGUAUAACGUGCCAUGCUAAUAUACUCAAUUAUCAUGAUAACGUACUCUAAACAUCAAGCAGGAGUAGCUGGCGGCUCAGUGUAUUUUGCUG
Suillus clintonianus is the source of this 578-nucleotide messenger RNA. Its product is annotated as yippee zinc-binding/DNA-binding /Mis18, centromere assembly-domain-containing protein. The coding region runs from base 70 to 450 and encodes 126 amino acids. The transcript has 5 exons. Lineage: Eukaryota; Fungi; Basidiomycota; Agaricomycetes; Boletales; Suillaceae. The record is from RefSeq and is a predicted model, not a curated record.